This is a messenger RNA of Mercenaria mercenaria, 2553 nucleotides long. RefSeq lists its product as uncharacterized. The coding region runs from base 180 to 2189 and encodes 669 amino acids. The transcript has 2 exons. The record is from RefSeq and is a predicted model, not a curated record. Gene Ontology annotation, molecular function: protein binding. Lineage: Eukaryota; Metazoa; Mollusca; Bivalvia; Venerida; Veneridae.
UUACUUCCCUUGAAAACAUUGAAACCAAAAGAGGAAGUUAUAUUGUUUGGAGAAAAAUAUGAUCACCAUCUACGUAGACAUUUAAAUUUGAGUUUUCUGUAAAUUUACCAGGAUGUUUCAUACACCAGAUUACUAUCACAAUAUAUCCAUGAGACUUUCUGAGGUCCUGCAAUGAAAAUAUGGUGAUGAAGAGGAGAAGGGCAGCUUUACUGAAUGAAAUUAUGCGGACAAUCUAUCACACAUUAAUUGGUGAAAAAUAUACUGUUUAUAAUUUAGGCAGUCACUCAGAAGGCACCACAACACCAGGACUGCAAUCAGAUAUUGACACACUAUUCUGUCUAGAUGAUUGCAAUAUGAUACAGGACUGGUCUGAAUGGACUCUGGGUAAAUAUAACCAAAUGAUGAUCCAGAAUGAAACAACGCCACCUGGUUAUUGUCUUCUACAGUUACUUAGAUCUGAUGCUCCACUUCCUGUUGCACAUGAAAGAGGCAAUAACAUUGUAGAGGAUACACAAGGACGGAUCUUGGUCAAGAACACAAUAAUUGAUAUUGCAAUGCUAGAAGGACACCAGCGACAAGGACCAUCAAUAGCAGCAGCUGCAGAACCAGGUUUUUAUGCAUGUGACUCAGUAGCAGCAUUUCCUUGUAAAUCAUGGCCCCAGUCACCAAGAGCUUGGCUACACCAGCAAGAAACAAAUACAUGGCCAACAGCACUAAUGAAGAGAUAUGCAAAAUCAACAAAGUGUUUUGUUGUUGGUGUUGGCCACAGAGCAAGUGAAAAUGCAGCCAUUGAAUGGAGACUUUCUACCUCAUUAGCUGAACACUGCUUGAUGUUCAAUUUGAAUAUUGCUCAGAUAAAGUGUUAUAUCUUAAUGAAAAUGAUUAUUAAAACAUACAUUAAUGUUGAAAAUCUUUACAAUGAAAGUUACAUUUCAAGUUUCAUAUGUAAAACUGUUUUACUUCACUGUAUAGCAAAUAAACCUUCAUGUGUAUGGAAGGAGUGUAAUAUAUUAAACUGUUUAAAUUACUGUCUAUAUACACUGAACAAUUGUUUAUUGAAUGAACAUUGUCCCCAUUUCAUUGUUCAUGAAAACAAUCUAAUGGCAGGAAAAUUUUCUACUGAAAUCAAACAGCAGUUAUUUGAAAUAAUGUCAACUUUGAUACCAUUUGAUGGCAUUUCUCUUUUUGGAAUUCAGAUUGACAACCUUGGUGAAAGACUUCAGAUUAAGCUCAAUAUGAUAAAUGAAGUAUAUUAUUAUAUACCACAGCCUGAUGAGUGCACAAUGUCUGAAACGAGUGUUUUAUUAGACAUUUUAGCUCAAGAUGUUUUAAAGACAGAGAAGAUAGGAGAUGGAAGUUUAGAUACACUAAUAAAGAACGUGAUACAACUAAAAAGAUACUACAAAGCUGGUGACAUGUUAGAAAAGACAGCAUGCAGACUUCUAAUACCUCUACUUUGUACCUCAAUAGGAUCUCUGAUAGCCUCACAGAACAUUCAAAUUAACAGCACAGUUUCUCCUCAAGCACUUACAUGGACUGAAGCAGGACUGGACUCAGAUGUUGCUUCAAGCAGACUAAAACUUGCAUCUAUAAUGUUCUGUGUAGGCAAUGCAGAAAUAACUGCUUUAAUUCUUUCUCAUGUAGAAGAGCAGUAUAAAAAAGAAGUUAUCGAGCCUGUAUGUUUCUGCUAUGACUUCCACAGACCUUAUAUUAGGAGAGAAUUUUGUCGACUUUCUAGUCAAUAUGGUGUAGAAGCUUUAAAGUACACUGUUGCAUUUUGUGUAAAUUUUUUCACUUUGGAAAUAAACUGUGUACCACAUGAACUUCAGUAUGAAAUGUUUAGGUCAACACAAGAGGACCUGCUACAUAGAGGUAGACGUGAUAACUGGAUGGACUGUGCUGUAGUAGACUCACUUCCAUACCUUUACUUUCUACAAUACAAGACAUACAGUUUCAUACAGAGACCCGAGGAACAGCAACAAGCACUAAUCAAACUUGGGUGGGUCAUUAGAACAGAGCGCAACCUGGGACACAGAGAAACAGCACUGAAUUUACUAGGACAGUGCAUGGAACAGGAGAACAGACCUGCUGAUGCUCUACAAUGUUACAUGUCAUCUUUACACCUCAGAGAAAGAAAUAAUGCUGCUAAAUUUCAUAUCUGCCGGUGUUUGGCUAAUAUAAUCUCAUAAAGAUCUAGCGUAACCUGAACUGACAGGUGACUGAUUUUCAACUGGCAAAAUGACAUAAAUACUUCACAUUUUAAAAAGAUAUUAUUCUUGUUAUGAGCCAGUGAGCUUGUUAUGAGCCAAGGACACCAUUGGAAAUAAACUGGAAAACUUAAUGGGUUAUCCUGUGGUAUAUAUAUGUCUCUAAAUUUAUAGUAUUAUGUUAUAAAAAGGUUAGUUUAUUUUUGUUUGUUUUUUAAAUCAAUUUGAGAUAUAACAUGUAGCUAUUUCUGUGAUAUAAUUGCUUGGAGCUGUUCUUAAUUUGAUAUUUGUAAAGUUUGUAAUCAUGACAUACAUAUUCACGAAUAAAUCUUAUCAUCUUAUUUUA